AUGCAAACCGAUUCACUCAACUUUGCUAAUUCAUUCAACUUUGCUGAUUUACCUACUCCACUUCAAAAUAUUCUUCCAUCAAAUCAUACUUAUAAAAUAAAAGGUUAUACUGAAUUAGAACCAAUUGUUACAUCUGAAAAA
Cetraspora pellucida is the source of this 141-nucleotide messenger RNA. The record is from the annotation of a GenBank genome assembly. NCBI's taxonomy places the organism in Eukaryota, Fungi, Glomeromycota, Glomeromycetes, Diversisporales, Gigasporaceae.